CGCGCGGCCGCGGUCCCGGAAGGGCGCCCAUGGAGCCCGGCCUGCCGGGCGAACGCCAGAGUAUGGCGCCUCUGUUGGAGUACGAGAGGCAGCAGGUGCUGGAACUGCUCGACAGCGACGGGCUGGUGGUGUGCGCCCGCGGGCUCGGCGCCGACCGGCUCCUCUACCAUUUCCUGCGGCUUCACUGCCACCCUGCCUGCCUGGUGCUGGUGCUCAACACGCAGCCUGCCGAGGAGGAGUACUUUAUCAAUCAGUUGAAGAUCGAAGGAGUUGAACACCUCCCUCGACGGGUGACAAAUGAAAUCGCAAGUAACAGUCGCUAUGAAGUCUAUACGCAGGGCGGUAUUAUAUUUGCAACAAGUCGAAUACUCGUGGUUGAUUUCUUGACUGGCAGAAUCCCUUCUGAUUUAAUAACUGGCAUCCUCGUGUACAGAGCACACAGGAUCAUUGAGUCUUGCCAGGAAGCCUUCAUUCUGCGCCUCUUCCGCCAGAAAAACAAACGCGGCUUCAUCAAAGCUUUCACCGACAACGCUGUUGCCUUUGACACUGGCUUUUGUCACGUGGAAAGAGUGAUGAGGAACCUUUUCGUGAAGAAGCUCUACCUGUGGCCAAGGUUCCAUGUAGCAGUCAACUCAUUCUUGGAACAACACAAGCCUGAAGUCGUAGAGAUUCACGUGUCCAUGACUCCGGCCAUGCUUGCCAUCCAGACAGCCAUACUGGACAUCUUAAACGCGUGUCUGAAGGAACUUAAGUACCACAACCCGUCGCUAGAAGUAGAAGACUUGUCGUUAGAAAAUGCUCUGGGGAAGCCGUUUGACAAGACAAUCCGACAUUACUUGGACCCUUUGUGGCAUCAGCUUGGAGCCAAGACUAAAUCCUUGGUGCAGGAUUUGAAGAUACUAAGAACGUUACUGCAGUAUCUCUCUCAGUACGACUGUGUUACUUUUCUUAAUCUUCUGGAAUCUCUGAGAGCAACAGAGAAGGUGUUUGGUCAGAAUUCAGGUUGGCUUUUCCUGGAUGCUAGCACCUCCAUGUUCGUGAAUGCUCGUGCCCGAGUUUACCGUGUUCCAGAUGUCAAACUGAGCAAAAAGACCAAAACAUCGGAGAAGAUGGCAAGUCCAGGAGAGCAAGGUCAGGUCUCUGUUCACAGUGGCCGCAAGGGCCACAGGGUGUGGAAGCAGGUGUCAGCCUAA
Molecule: messenger RNA, 1193 nt
Organism: Rattus rattus (black rat)
Lineage: Eukaryota; Metazoa; Chordata; Mammalia; Rodentia; Muridae
Product: DNA repair endonuclease XPF-like
Exons: 6
Coding region: 30-1193 (387 amino acids)
Biological process (GO): double-strand break repair via homologous recombination; resolution of meiotic recombination intermediates; nucleotide-excision repair involved in interstrand cross-link repair
Cellular component (GO): nucleotide-excision repair factor 1 complex
Molecular function (GO): single-stranded DNA endonuclease activity; single-stranded DNA binding; damaged DNA binding
Source: RefSeq, a predicted model, not a curated record